This is a messenger RNA of Pipistrellus nathusii (Nathusius's pipistrelle), 1419 nucleotides long. NCBI's taxonomy places the organism in Eukaryota, Metazoa, Chordata, Mammalia, Chiroptera, Vespertilionidae. The record is from the annotation of a GenBank genome assembly.
AUGAAGUUACAGGGGUCCCUGGCCUGCCUCCUGCUGGCCCUGUACCUGGGCAGUGGGGAGGCUGGCCCGUUGCUGAGUGGAGGGGCAAGUGCUGAAACAGGUUUUGGGGAGGCUGCUGGACAGGCGGUGGGAGAUGCCAUUAAUCAUGGAAUCAGGGAGGCCAUUGGCCAAGGGGCUGGAGAGGCAGCCCAUGCUCUUGGAAACACUGGGAGUGAGGCUGGCAGACAGGCUGAGAACAUUAUUCGACAUGGAAUAGAUGCUGUCCACAGCUCCUGGCAGGGGAUGCCUGGCAGCAACAGUGCUUGGGGAACCAAUGGCCAGCCUCCAUCUGGAGGCCACGGCACCGUUGGUUCUCAGGAUGGCCUCAGAGCCCAAAGCCAGAGCAUUCCUGAAGGUCCAGGGAAUCCCUGGAUCCAUGGAGUCUCUGGAGGCUCAGGUGGCAACUUUGGAACUAACUCUCAAGGAAGCUCCUGGGGCCAAGGAGGCAAUGGAGGGCCAUACAACGUGGGGACCAAUGCUCAGGGAGCUGUGGCCCAACCUGGUUAUGGCUCAGUGAGGGGCAACAACAAUCCAAAUACUGAGUGCACCAACUCUCCGCCCUCCGGCUCAGGUGGAAGCUCUAGCAACUCUUGGGGAAGCAGUGGUGGCAACGGUGGCGGCAGUGGCGGCGGCAGCAGUGGUAGCAGUGGCGGCGGCAGCGGCAGCGGUGGCAGCAGCGGCGGCAGCAGUGGUGGCAGCAAUAGUGGUGGAAGCAGCAGUGGUGGAAGCAGCAGUGGUGACAGCAAUGGUGGCAGCAGCAGUGGCAGCAGCGGCAGCGGAGGCAGAGGCAGUGGUGGCAGCAGCAGCGGCAGCAGUUCUGGAGGCAACUGGGAACACGGUUCCAGCUCUUCCUCAGGAAGCAGUGGAGGAAGUGGUGGAAAUAAACCCGGGUGUGACAACCCAGGAAAUGAAGUCCGAGUGGCCGGAGGAUCUGGGGCUCAGAACUCUCAGACAUCUCCUGGGCUCUUCAACUUCGACACUUUCUGGAAGAACUUUAAAUCCAAGCUGGGUUUCAUUAACUGGGAUGCCAUAAACAAGGGCCAAGUCCCAUCCCCCAGCACUCGAGCCCUCCUCUACUUCAGUCGACUCUGGGAGGAUUUCAAACACAAUACUCCUUUUUUGAACUGGAAAGCAAUUAUUGAGGAUGACUAUUCAUCAUCAUCACUUCAGAAGAGGGCAGGCAGUGCUGGUCAGCCUGAUGCAGGAUGGCGAGAGGUAGAAGCUGUAACUUCUAAGAACUACAAUUAUAACCAGCAGGCAUAUCCUCCUGUUUCUGGUGGGCAGUACUCCGCCAAAGUUCCCGCUAAGGGAGGAGCCACACUUUCUUCCUCGGCUUCCCGAGCACGACCUGGCCUGCUGCAGUGGGUGAAGUUCUGGUAG